Molecule: messenger RNA, 675 nt
Organism: Salvelinus fontinalis (brook trout)
Lineage: Eukaryota; Metazoa; Chordata; Actinopteri; Salmoniformes; Salmonidae
Product: proteasome subunit beta type-11-like
Exons: 3
Cellular component (GO): proteasome core complex
Molecular function (GO): threonine-type endopeptidase activity
Source: RefSeq, a predicted model, not a curated record
AUAGAGGUCCUUCAUGGAACCACUACCCUGGCCUUUGUGUUCCAAGGAGGUGUUAUAGCAGCGGCAGACACACGUGCCAGCUGCUCAGGGCAUGUCGCCUGUCCCUCUGCCCAGAAGAUCCUGCCUAUCCACUCCCAUUUACUGGUCACCACUUCAGGCAGUGGUGCAGACUGCAUGCUAUGGGAGAGAAUCCUGGCCAGAGAGAUCCGCCUUUACCAACUACGCCACGGCCGCCGCUUGUCAAUCACUGGCUCUGCCAAGCUCCUCUCUCAUAUGCUGCACCCCUUUAAGGGGACUGAUGUGUGUGUGGCAGCCACUCUUUGUGGCUGGGAUCGUUGUGGCCCAAAGCUGUUCUAUGUGUGCAGUGAUGGCACCCGGCUGCAGGGAGAGCUCUUCUCGGUUGGCUCAGGUUCGCCUUAUGCUUACGGAGUGCUGGAUGGAGAGGUGCGGUGGAGCCUGAAUGAGCAGGAGGCUAUCUCAUUGGCCAGAGAAGCUGUGUACAGGGCCACACACAGGGAUGCAUAUUCAGGGAACUGUGUGGACCUUUUCCACAUCACUGCCCAAGGAUAUUGCCGAAGAGACAGGGAGGAUCUGAGAGAGGAGUACCACAGAGAGAGAGAGAGAGAGGGGGGGCUGAAGAGGGGAAAAGAAAAGAGUGAGGAAGAUAAGAAAUAG